Perognathus longimembris pacificus (Pacific pocket mouse) is the source of this 2337-nucleotide messenger RNA. It is a transcript of the gene E2f1, whose product is annotated as E2F transcription factor 1. Gene Ontology annotation, biological process: G1/S transition of mitotic cell cycle; regulation of transcription by RNA polymerase II. Gene Ontology annotation, molecular function: RNA polymerase II cis-regulatory region sequence-specific DNA binding; protein dimerization activity; DNA-binding transcription factor activity, RNA polymerase II-specific. Gene Ontology annotation, cellular component: Rb-E2F complex. NCBI's taxonomy places the organism in Eukaryota, Metazoa, Chordata, Mammalia, Rodentia, Heteromyidae. The transcript has 7 exons. The record is from RefSeq and is a predicted model, not a curated record. Bases 16 to 1326 code for a protein of 436 amino acids.
CGGGCCUUGAGCACCAUGGCUGUGGCCGGGGGCCCCACGGGCGGCCCGUGCGCGCCGGCGCUGGAGGCCCUGCUCGGGGCCGGCGCGCUGCGGCUGCUCGACUCCUCGCAGAUCGUCAUCAUCUCCACAGCUCAGGACGCCAGCGCCCCGCCGGCCCUCGCCGGCCCCGCUGCGCCCGCCGUCGGCCCCCGUGACCCCGACCUGCUGCUCUUCGCCACGCCGCAGGCGCCCCGACCCGCACCCAGCGCUCCGCGCCCGGCUCUCGGCCGCCCGCCGGUAAAACGGAGGCUGGACCUGGAAACUGACCAUCAGUACCUGGCUGAGAGCAGUGGGCCCGUGCGGGGCAGAGGCCGCCACCCAGGAAGAGGUGUGAAGUCCCCCGGGGAGAAGUCCCGCUAUGAGACAUCCCUGAAUCUGACCACCAAGCGCUUCCUGGAGCUGCUGAGCCGCUCGGCGGAUGGUGUCGUAGAUCUGAACUGGGCAGCUGAGGUGCUGAAGGUGCAGAAGCGGCGCAUUUAUGACAUCACCAAUGUCCUCGAGGGCAUUCAGCUCAUCGCCAAGAAGUCCAAGAACCAUAUCCAGUGGCUAGGCAGUGACGCCAUGGUGGGGAUCAAUGGGCGGCUUGAAGGGCUGACCCAGGACCUUCAGCAACUGCAAGAGAGCGAGCAGCAGCUAGAUCACCUGAUGCACAUCUGUACCACCCAGCUACAGCUGCUUUCUGAGGACUCUGACAACCAACGCCUAGCCUAUGUGACCUGCCAGGACCUUCGUAGUAUCGCAGACCCUGCAGAGCAGAUGGUAAUGGUGAUCAAGGCCCCUCCAGAGACCCAGCUUCAAGCUGUGGACUCUUCAGAGACCUUUCAGAUCUCCCUUAAGAGCAAACAAGGCCCCAUCGAUGUUUUCCUGUGUCCUGAGGAGAGUUCAGGGGGGAUCAGCCCUGGGAAGACCCCUUCCCAGGAAGCAUCUUUUGGGGAGGAGAAGACAGCUGACCCUGUCACCACAGUGCCACCACCAACAUCUCCCCACUCGUCCCCCACCACGGAUCCCAACCAGUCCCUGCUUAGCCUGGAGCAAGAGCCCCUGCUGUCACGGAUGGGUGGCCUCCGGGCCACAGUGGACGAGGACCGUCUGUCCCCACUGGUGGCUGCUGACUCGCUCCUGGAACAUGUGCGGGAAGACUUCCCCAGUGGGCUCCUUCCUGAGGAAUUCAUCAGCCUCUCCCCCCCACACGAGGCCCUUGACUACCACUUUGGCCUGGAGGAAGAUGAGGGCAUCAGAGACCUAUUUGACUGUGACUUUGGGGACCUGACCCCCCUGGAUUUCUGAUGGGGGCUUUGGGGCCAGGGUCUCCCGAGAUACCUACCCCAUGUCUGCAGCCCUGGAGCUUCCUGCUCUGGGUCAACCUUCUGGCCCAAUUAGAAAAGUAUAAUUUAUACCCUCUCUCCUUUCUCCAGCAGCUUCUAGCCCUGGGGUCUGGCUGCAGCCAGGAGGUUGAGCAGGCCAGGAAAGGAAGGAUUCUGUGUGUGUGGUAUAUAUAUGUACCUGACACCCCGCUUGUGUGUAGUGUGGGGUGAGUAGUGUGAGCAUGUGUGUGUGCGUGUGUGCCUGUACCGGGGAAUGAAGGUGAACACACUUGCAUGUAUUGAAGACAUGCUCUAGUGUGUCCACAUGUGUGUGAAUGAGUCCAUGUGUGUGCAUGGGGUGCUCUAACUGCACUUUUGGUUUCCUUGCUCCAGGGGCCCAGUGUGGCCCAGGUGGCUCCCUGUUCCCAGAAUCCUGUGCUUUGACUAGGCCAGGUGGGAGGCCUUGGCUGGCUAGGCUUGCAGGGCAGCGAGAGCACUUCUUGUCUUAAAGGUUUUCUGAUCGAAGCUUUAAUGGAGCAUUUAUUUAUUUAUCAAGGUCUCUUUGGCAAGCCUGAGGAGUGAGCAAGGGUGAGACGGGUGUGGGGCUGACACCCCCACUCCCUAUAUCCUUGUGCAAGGGCAAGGAUCCUCCAGCUAUUCUUUGCCCUACCUUGGAGGAGCAGAGGCCUGAGCGGUUUAUUUAUUGGUAAAGGGAGGGAGGGAGACAGAUUGGGUGGAUGGAGGGAGGGAUGGUCCCUUUUCCAGGGGGAUCACUUUAGGGCCCUAGCUACAUGCACCUCAUGAAUAUGAGGGAGAGGUGAAUGGGGACCUUCACUGACAGGGUAGGCCAGAAGGGUGGGUAAAGGGCUCACUAGCCUAGACCCAGGGGCCCCUCCUGUGGUAUUUGAACCCCCCCCUUACUGCUCUGUCCCACCUUCCAAUCUGCACUUUGUUUCUUAACAGCUCUGUUCCCUCCUGCUUUGGUUUUAAUAAA